Molecule: messenger RNA, 2130 nt
Organism: Trypanosoma conorhini
Lineage: Eukaryota; Euglenozoa; Kinetoplastea; Trypanosomatida; Trypanosomatidae
Product: phospholipase C, delta
Exons: 1
Coding region: 1-2130 (709 amino acids)
Biological process (GO): phosphatidylinositol-mediated signaling; lipid metabolic process
Molecular function (GO): phosphatidylinositol-4,5-bisphosphate phospholipase C activity; protein binding
Source: RefSeq, a predicted model, not a curated record
AUGGGCUGUUCUGAGUCCAAGGGGCUGCAAACAAAACCGCGGCCCCAUCAACCCGCAUCUCCUAAAAAGGAACCCCAGUCCCCAAAGAAGAAUGCUGGCAAUGGGUGCCCUGCAAUGUCUCCACGGAAUUGCGAACAGCAGGCGAACGCCGAGCGGUAUCUGCGUUUAAUUCUCGAGGGAGCAGAGAAGAUUUUGGGUGGGGGGUUUCGCUUUGCUUCAAACGAGGAAAGCCAGCAGGUUGCCUUGACGUUCUUGAACUCAUGCGUGGAGGUGACACGCACGAGGUUCCGAUUAACAACGGGUGUGAUUCUGGAGACGAUCGGACGCAUUGCAUCUGAGGAGAAGCUAAAGACAAUUUUGGGCACGCUGCCUAAUGUUAAGGAAAACUGUGUGGAUGAGGGUUUCUCCCGGCUUCUGUAUGACUGGCUUGAGACCAGUUCCGGAUUCUCAGCGGCGCUGCAAAACAAUGCUGAGCGUUCCACGCAAAAGACCAAAGGCGGAAGCAAGAAUGCCCCCACUUGGACUGGGUUUUCAAACCUUUUAGUCUCUCAUCUUUGCGCUGCAACUGCGAUACCAGCAAUCGACAUCUUCUCGAAGUUUGCGCAGGGCAAGCCAAGUAUGACGGAAAAAGAGUAUGGAAACUUUCUCAGAGAGACGCAGCACUCGGACCUAACAGAUACCCAGAUCAGGGAAAAAUAUAACUUUCGUUUUGGUGGGGCAAUUCAUAAGUACAACUUCAACACUUACUUUGGAGGUUUGUCAACUAACUCUGCCCUGGACCCGAUGCGGACGGCUGAUGUUUGGCAAGACAUGACGCAACCACUGACUCGCUACUCAGUUAACAUGACACGGGUUGAGAGCGAAGCUGACCUCAAUCGUGCCCUGGUCGAUAGCUCAAGAGCCUUCCUCUUGAACGUGGUGAAGGAUGAAAAGGGCAUUCUCUGCAGUGGGAGCUGUCCGAUUCGAACUAUUCUAGAGAGCAUUCAAGCAGUUGGCUUUUCUACCAAUUCCUAUCCCAUUGUUUUAUGCCUCUCCCCGGUAAAUCCUAUUUCCGUGGAACUUGGGAAGGAGCUGGCUUUUUUCAUAAAAAAAGAUUUUUCAACAUUGUUUGCAAAAGGCCUGAUGUUUGAGGGAUCCAUUAUCAGUGAUCCUAAGUUCAGUCCCGCGGCUCUGCGAAAGAAGGUGCUUCUCAUGGGCCACCAGAGCCGAUUGAAACCUUUUGUGGGGUGUUACGUGGCAGACCUCAACAGGGAAUCCCUCGGGGUACGUGUGACGGAGGUUGUUCAGGGCACACCCGCCGCAAAGGCGGGUUUGACCAAGGACGAUUGGCUAACCCACUUCAACGGCGAACCUAUUCCAAAUAAGCAAAGCCUGCGUGAGCGACUGUCCAAUUUGCGUCUUGGUGGGGAGUUUUCACUGAGGAAGGAAAAUCUCGAGGACAUCAAGAUAGUGGUGGGGGGCACGGUUGAUGCCGCUGACCAAAGCGCCUCCGCUGAGCUAUCGGAGAUAUUGUUUUUGAAGUACACAGAGGGUAAGGGUGGCAAGCCGUGGGAAACACAGGUCGUAAGAGAGGAAGCUCUACAGGACCCCAAAUUAAUGAGGGAGGACCUUGACGAUCACUUUGCCUUCUUUACUAGUGAAGGGACCGCAGCCAACGCGGAUCAGAUUAAAACGGCUACCAAACUUGGAGUACAGUUUAUCGACACUGGGAAUGCGCCGGAAGCUCAAAUCUGGGCCCGUGGUCGCUUUGUAGACAAUGGAGGCAGCGGCUACCUCAUUAAGAGUGACGCUGCGGUGAAGCCAAUCGUAAGUGUGACGGUAGAGGUCAUUGCUGGGCUCCAAGAUAUGAAAGGGGCGUGUUUGCAAAGCGGAAAGGUUCGUGUCUACGGCACCGGCUCCGCUCGCGUUGACGGAAACCGAUUUAAUUUCAAGGAGUGUAACGACGCUACUGUGGCUGUACUUGAAUGUGACUUUGCGCACGAUGGAGGCUUUUUUAGUUUUGUGGCCGCGUUCCCGCUGGGGCUCUUGCGUUCUGGGUACCGGGUCCUGCCUAUGCAGCAAACCGGUGGUCCCAGGAAACUUGCUACCUCCAAGCUUGGCGCCUACUGCUUCAUCCGACGAAAUGAAUAG